Molecule: messenger RNA, 3477 nt
Organism: Periophthalmus magnuspinnatus
Lineage: Eukaryota; Metazoa; Chordata; Actinopteri; Gobiiformes; Gobiidae
Gene: piwil2
Product: piwi-like RNA-mediated gene silencing 2
Exons: 24
Coding region: 59-3232 (1057 amino acids)
Biological process (GO): regulatory ncRNA-mediated gene silencing
Cellular component (GO): P granule
Molecular function (GO): protein binding; piRNA binding
Source: RefSeq, a predicted model, not a curated record
AACUUCAGGCUGAAAGUGACCGUGAGAUGCGCCUUCUACAGUUUUUUUUGAGAUUAAGAUGGAUCCAAAAAAGCCUCCAGGUAUUAGUGGGAUUACCGGCACCCCUUGGUUGGGACGUGGACAAGGGCUGCAGUCUAUGGAGCCUGCUGUAGGACGUGGUAGAGGACUGCUACCUUUUACUGAAGGAAGUGUUGCAGAACAGGCCAAAACUGUUCCUGCUUCCAGUUUGUCACUGGAAGGGCUGGGCAUGACGAGAUUUACAGAACCUGUGAUGGGAAGUGCUAGAGGGCUGCUGGUUCAGCCUGAUGGAGGAGUACUGGGCUGGGCCAGAGGACUGCCCUUUGUAGCUGGCGAACCACAGUUAGGAUUUGCACGAGGUGCAGUUUUACCCACUCUGCAACAUAAACCUGAACCAACUCUUGUAGAAGAACCAACUCUUGUAGAAGAUCCAAAGAAGCAUGAACAGACAACAAAAACUGAGGACAUACCAGUCCAAGGACAGGGAUCCACUCUUGUCUCAAUGUUUAGGGGAAUGGGGAUUGAGCCCUCAAUGUCAUCAAGGGGAAGAUCUAUUCUAGUGGGAAGGGGUUUUGCUGGAGAACAGGGUAAACCUGCACAGCCAUUGCUCUCCUCUCCACUCUUUAGUGGGGCAGAGAGCCUGGGCAAACCAGAAGAGGCCCUGGGGCGUGGCAGCAGUUUGCUUGGGCACCAGCGGAUGAUGGGGCUUGGCAGAGCAGCAAUGCCACAGUUAGGGGCUGGACGAGCACAUUUGUUUUGUUUUCCUGCUUCUAGCCGUGUGGAGCAAGUGACACCUGCUUUACCUGCAGUUUUACCAGAAACACCUCCACAAAUGCCUUUACCUCUCCUAGAAAAGAAAGUCCCUAAGAGCCCAACUAUUCAGGAACCAGUGAAAUCAGAGCUCAAAAUGGAAGCUAUUAGCAAGCCUCUUCCUAAAACUGGAACCAAAGGAGCAUCAGUUACCAUCGGCUCAAACCACAUUGUUAUAAGAUGCAAGAAUGAGGCAGUGUAUCAGUACCAUGUUACAUUUGUCCCCAAUGUUGAAUCCAUGGCCAUGCGUUUUGGUAUGAUAAAAGAUCACCGCUCUACCACAGGAGAAGUGGUGGCAUUUGACGGGUCCAUCUUGUACCUUCCGGUCAAACUGAAUGACGUGGUCCUCCUCAAAAGUCUAAGGCGGACUGAUAAUGAGGAAGUGCAAAUCAAAAUUCAGAUAACAAAGAUCUUACCACCAAGCUCUGAUUUGUGCAUUCCUUUCUACAAUGUGGUGUUAAGAAGAAUUAUGAAAAUCAUUGGUUUGAAGAUGGUUGGACGUAAUCACUUUGAUCCUGAAAGUGCUGUGAUUCUUGGGAAACACAGACUUCAAAUAUGGCCAGGUUUUGCCACAAGUAUAAAACGCUUAGAUGGAGGCCUUCUUCUCAGUGUAGAAGUCAUUUCUAAAGUGUUAAGGAAUGAUUCUGUGCUGGAUGUAAUGAACGUGUUGUAUCAGCAAAGCAAGGAGAACUUCCAGGAUGAGUGCACAAAAGAGCUCUUGGGAAGCAUUGUGAUCACACGCUAUAACAACCGCACAUACCGCAUUGAUGCCAUCGAGUGGAACAAGUCACCCAAAGACACAUUCACUCUGAUGAACGGCAUCAAAACCACCUUUGUUGAGUACUACAGCAAGAACUAUGGCAUUACCAUUAAGGAGAUGGACCAGCCUCUGCUCAUGCACCGACCAAAGGAACGCUCAAGGCCGGGAGGAAAGCAAGUCAUCACUGGGGAGAUCCUUCUGGUGCCAGAGCUUUCCUUUAUGACUGGUAUUCCUGAAAAAAUGAAAAAGGACUUCAAAUCAAUGAAGGACUUGACGAAGUACAUCAAUGUGAACACAGAACAGCACACCCACUCAAUAAAACAGCUUCUGAAGAAAAUCAACAGUCACCUGGACUGUCAGAAGGAGCUUAAUAAGUGGGGCCUUGAAGUCAGCUCUGAGAUUGUCAUAACUAAAGGAAGAUCUCUGCCCUUUGAGACCAUCUGUUUGCAAAGUUCAUCUUUCACCACAGGAUCUGAUGUGUCCUGGUCUCAAGAGAUUGUCCGAGGUCCCUCCAUAAGUGCAAUCCCUUUGAACACUUGGGCCAUCUUCUACCCUCGCCGCUGUGCUGAGCUGGCAGAGGAGCUGGUGACAAUUUUCAAAAAGGUGGCAGGACCCAUGGGUUUUAGAGUGGAGCGCCCCAUUUGUGUAGAGCUCCGGGAUGACCGCACAGAAAGCUAUAUAAAGAGCAUCCAUUCACAACUCACCAGCGAGCCCAAUAUCCAGCUGGUUGUUUGCAUUAUGGUUGGCAACAGGGAUGACCUUUACAGUGCUGUCAAGAAACUUUGCUGCAUUAAAAGCCCAAUCCCAUCUCAGGUAAUCAAUAUUAAGACCAUUUCCCAACCUCAGAAACUGAAGAGCAUUGCCCAAAAAAUAAUCCUGCAGAUAAACUGUAAACUUGGUGGCGAGCUGUGGACAGUCAGUGUCCCUCUGAAAAACUUAAUGGUGGUAGGCGUUGAUGUUCACCAUGACACCACCAAGGCCCGUCAAUCUGUUAUGGGGUUUGUUGCAAGUGUGAACAGCUCACUGACACGAUGGUACUCGAGAGUAACUUUCCAGACUCCCACAGAGGAGCUCAUCUGUGGCUUCAGGGUUUGCUUGUUGGCUGCUCUACAGAAGUACUAUGAGGUGAACCACAACUUGCCAGAGAAAAUAGUGGUUUAUCGUGAUGGGGUAUCUGAAGGCCAGCUCAAGAUGGUGGAGCAGUACGAGGUCCCACAGAUCUUAAAAUGCUUCGAAACAUUCCCCAACUACGAGCCCAAACUGGUCUUCAUCGUGGUCCAAAAGCGCAUCAACACUGUGCUCUACUCCUGGUCUGCAAACACCUUUGGAAGUGCAUUUCCUGGGACCAUCCUGGACCACACUCUCACCAACAGAAAGUGGGUGGACUUCUUUUUGAUGGCACACACUAUACGCCAAGGUUGUGGACUUCCAACUCAUUACAUCUCUGUGUACAACAGUGCAAAUCUGGCACCUGACCAUCUGCAAAGACUCACAUUCAAGAUGUGCCAUUUGUACUGGAAUUGGCCUGGUACCAUUCGCGUUCCAGCUCCCUGCAAGUACGCUCACAAACUGGCUUUCCUGUCAGGACAGCACCUGCACUCUGAACCCGCCAUCCAACUAUCAGACAAGCUCUUCUUCCUCUGAGUUACACAAGUUAUGACACAAAAAGACCUUAAAUAAUAUUAAAACGAUAUUUGAAUGUGUAAGGCCAUCACCAUAAAGGGGUGAUGUGUUAGAUUAUGCAGUAUGUUCACAUUUUGUCAAAAGAUUUUUAAGUUUUAUUGUUCAUGUGCUCUUCUGUUGUGAAAAUGUUUAGAGCUUUGAUUUCACAAGAUGGUACUGUUGAUGUUUACAAUUUAAAACAAUAAACUGGAUGUUCAGCCUGUCUU